This is a messenger RNA of Phascolarctos cinereus (koala), 2376 nucleotides long. RefSeq lists its product as uncharacterized. Gene Ontology annotation, molecular function: RNA polymerase II cis-regulatory region sequence-specific DNA binding; DNA-binding transcription factor activity, RNA polymerase II-specific. Gene Ontology annotation, biological process: regulation of transcription by RNA polymerase II. NCBI's taxonomy places the organism in Eukaryota, Metazoa, Chordata, Mammalia, Diprotodontia, Phascolarctidae. The record is from RefSeq and is a predicted model, not a curated record. Gene Ontology annotation, cellular component: nucleus.
GGCUGGGCUGUGUUUGUGGUCUGCAGCCGAAGACCUUGCCUGAAUAUCAUAUUCCAAGCCCUAGCCCACGUUUCCUUUGUGCUUCUGUGAUUCUGCUUUGCUCUUGGAGUAUGGAGCCUUCUUUGAUGGGAAGAAGUGAGAACAGGCUAGGACAGCAGGACCUCCUCAUCGCUUUCCCCAGGAGCAGAGCUGCCAGGUUGGAACCAGAGAUGAUCUCCCCAAUGGAGAGAGCAGCACCAAGGAGGAUGGAGAGGAAGGAGGCAGGAGAGCCCUGUCCAGAUGGACUGUCUCUGAACCUUGCCCUUCCUCAAGAGGUGAGCCCAGAGGAGAAUGGAGUGAUCACAGGGGGCCUGAUGGCCCAAGGUGAGGAAGCAGUGACGUUCAGGGACGUGGCUGUGGACUUUACAGAGGAGGAAUGGGGGUGCCUGAGCCCGGCUCAGAGGGAGCUCUACUGGGAGGUGAUGCUGGAGAACUACAGGAACUUGGUGUCCCUGGUCUGGGACACAAGAUUGGAGAACCAGAAAUUAGUGGAAACACAAGAAGUAUCAUCAGGCACAUUCAUGGGAAGAGGAAAUAUUCUUCAGAAUGACCUAGUGGAGGAGAGUCCUGUUGAGGAAUUCAGGCUGUGGGAGCAAAUGAGAAAUCUUGCAGUGGAAGCUCCAGAGGAAGUCCUUGCCCAAGAAGGGGACUUCAGUGAACUGACUCUCCUUCCCAAGGAAACCUCCAGUGGUCAGAGAGGUGAUGAAUACAAUGACUUUGAGAGUAAAUCCAGGCACACAAGCUCAUGCCAUCAUAACAGAUGUCGGAAUCUCUCCUAUUACCAGCCAACCUUUAUUCCACACGAGAGGCUACAGAGGACUGAGAGGGCCUCUGAAUGUGAGGACUAUGAAAAGGCUGUUAGCCAGAACUCACAUCCUGUCCAACCUCAGAGUGUUCGUACUAUAAAGAAACCUUUUGAAUGUAAGGAAUGUGGAAAGUGUUUUAGCUGGAGUUCAGGACUUAUUGAACAUCAGAGAAUUCACACUGGAGAGAAACCAUACAAAUGUAAAGAAUGUGGGAAGGCCUUCAGCCAAAACUCAACUCUUACUCGCCAUGACAGAAUUCACACUAGAGAGAAACCAUAUACAUGUAAGGAAUGUGGGAAGGCCUUUACCUACUCUUCAUCCCUUAUUAAACAUAAAAGAAUUCAUAGUGGAGAAAAACCCUAUGGAUGUAAUGAAUGUGGGUCAGCCUUCAGGCAUAGGUCAUAUCUCACUAAACACCAGAAAAUACACAAUGAAGAGAAACAUUACAUAUGUAUGGAAUGUGGGAAGGCUUUCACACGGAGCUCACACCUUCUUCAACAUCAUAAAAUUCACACUGGAGAGAAACCCUAUAAAUGUAAGGAAUGUGGGAAGGCCUUCAUCCAGAUCUCAGCCCUUAUUAUGCAUGAAAGAACUCACAGUGGAGAAAAACCUUAUAAAUGUGAGGAAUGUGGAAAAUUCUUCAGUCAGCGCUCCAAUCUUGCACAACAUCAUAAAAUUCACACUGGAGAGAAACCUUAUAAAUGUAAAGAAUGUGGGAAAGCCUUCAGCCAGAGCUCAGCCCUUACCACACAUGAAAGAAUUCACAGUGGAGAGAAACCUUAUGAAUGUGAGAAAUGUGGAAAAUCCUUCAGUCAACGCUCAAACCUCACUCAGCAUCAGAGAAUCCACACAGGAGAGAAACAUUAUGAAUGCCAGGAAUGUGGAAAGUGUUUUAGCUGGAGUUCAGGACUUAUUGAACAUCAGAGAAUUCACACUGGAGAGAAACCAUACAAAUGUAAAGAAUGUGGGAAGGCCUUCAGCCAAAACUCAACUCUUACUCGCCAUGACAGAAUUCACACUAGAGAGAAACCAUAUACAUGUAAGGAAUGUGGGAAGGCCUUCAUCCAGAUCUCAGCCCUUAUUAUGCAUGAAAGAACUCACAGUGGAGAAAAACCUUAUAAAUGUGAGGAAUGUGGAAAAUUCUUCAGUCAGCGCUCCAAUCUUGCACAACAUCAUAAAAUUCACACUGGAGAGAAACCUUAUAAAUGUAAAGAAUGUGGGAAAGCCUUCAGCCAGAGCUCAGCCCUUACCACACAUGAAAGAAUUCACAGUGGAGAGAAACCUUAUGAAUGUGAGAAAUGUGGAAAAUCCUUCAGUCAACGCUCAAACCUCACUCAGCAUCAGAGAAUCCACACAGGAGAGAAACAUUAUGAAUGCCAUUGACGUUCAUUCAGAGGAAGGACCUUUACCGUCUGAGGAUUCAUGCUGGAGAAAUGCUCUGUAGAAAUGUAAUGACUGGAGGCAGCUAGGUGGCACAGUGGAUAGAGCACCAGCCCUGAAAGCAGCAGGAUCUGAGUUCAAAUCUGGCCUC